Drosophila ananassae is the source of this 7535-nucleotide messenger RNA. RefSeq lists its product as uncharacterized. Gene Ontology annotation, cellular component: nucleus. The record is from RefSeq and is a predicted model, not a curated record. Bases 1544 to 5314 code for a protein of 1256 amino acids. The transcript has 8 exons. Gene Ontology annotation, molecular function: zinc ion binding. Lineage: Eukaryota; Metazoa; Arthropoda; Insecta; Diptera; Drosophilidae.
AUUACCAUAUUUGUUCUUGUUGGAUAUGCCGAUAUAGAUUUGUGUGCCGACAUCCCUAGUUUGUUUUGCUUUUCAUUUCAAACGAGAAGGUUGCCCCAAAAAGCCUAGGGCGGCCCCAACAAAAAAGACGUUAACCGCAGCAUAAAACGGGCUAACUGAAAGAACAUUCCAUUACGAGAACACUUGUUUGGUUUUUAUAAUACAACUAUUUUGAACAAAACAAAUGCAUCGGUAUUUUAAUGUCCACCUGAACCUGACAUGAAGGGAACAAGUGUGUGUGUGUGCCGCAGGUACCGCUAUUCGACAACAAGAACAUAAUCGGUUGCAACAAGAACGAUAAUUACAACAAUAGGAGGUGCAUUCUUUAAUUGUGUUUACCUUUCGAUUGUCAUUCGUUGGAAAAACACUUAAAUAUAUAUUUUAUAAUUGCGUGUAUUGCCGCGUCCUCCGGUGGAGCCGUCUUCUCCCGCCACCCCCCCACCUUAGUUCCUCAUUGUUUUUUUUUUUUUUUUUUUUUGUGUUCGCCUCUCGGAUUUUCCUCCAUCACCAAUUGGAAUGUGCAGCAAAAGAAACAACAACAACAACACAAAACGCUAAGAAACCGUUAAGAAAAAAGGCUAAGAGAAGAGAGAACCAAUUCAAGGAUUCUUCAUGUUGUUGUUGUGUGAAAUGAGAAAAUUUAUAUAACAUAAAUUUACUAUUCACACACAAAUACAAAUACUAAUACAAAUACAAACAAAACACACACAUACGCAUACAUAUAUGUAGAAUAAAAAACCAUAAACCACUCGACAAUAAAAAAAAACAAGGCAACUACUUCAACUAAAGCAACAGAAACUAAAAAACAACAACAACGGCAACGGCAACUACUACGGCAACGGCCAAGUACUAAUAAAUACAAUUUUUUUUUUUUAUUUUACACAUUCACAUUCCAUUUUGAUAUUCUGUUGUGUGUGAAAAACUUAUAAGAGAAAAAAAAAAUAAAUCAACAACAACAAUACAAAACAAACGGCAAAUAACAAAAAUUAUCAGACAACAACAACAACAAUAAUAAUAACAAUAACAACAACAAGAAGCGGCAGCGACGAAGCAAGAAGAAGAAGACGAAGACGAAGCAAGAUAAAUACAUAGCAAUUUCGACUAAAUAAAGUUAACCAAAGCGAAGGUUCUGUUGUUUUCCAGUGCUCCGAGUGCUCCGGGCUCCAACUCUCUUUCUCGCAUUGCGUCCGCGUGCCACUUGUUGCCGGCUACCAACUACUUAGCCGCUCUCGCAGGCAGUCUCUCUCUCUCUCUCCGCUCUCUCUCUCUGUCGGUGUGUGUCUCUCACCUUAUUGAUUGAUCCACCUUUUUCGUUGUGAAAAAGAGUGUGUGGGGCGGAAGGACAAUAAGAAUAGAAAAGGAGCAGAAGGAAAGGUGAGAGGCGAGAGGUGAGAGGUGAGAAGAGGCAUGCAGUUGAUGGCUGGCGGUUACCGUUACUCCUGCAGCAGCUCCUCCAGCUCCAGUAUUCGCAAUAACUGUUCCAAUCAGCUGACCGCCCCCAACCAUGGAGAGCAGCGAGCAACAGGAGGGGGUGGGCAGCAGCAGCAGUUCCAGCAGCAGCAGCAUCACCAGCAACAACAGCAACAAUCUACAGUUAUGUCGCAUCUGUAUUACCACCCACCACAGUAACGGUAAUAGUGGCUCCAACACUACAACUACCACCACCAGCAACAACAACAACAAUAAUAACAAUACCAACAAUAAUAAUAAUAAUAAUAAUAAUAACAACAAUAAUACACACUUGACCGGCAACGGAUUGAUUUCCAUUUUCGGCGAGGAUGCGCUCUGGCAGAAGAUUUCCACGCUGGCCAACGUCAAGAUCAGCAAGAAUGACCAGCUGCCGCAACAGGUGUGCGUGGGAUGCGCCAAGCUGGCCAUCUCGGCGUGCCAGUUCAAGAAGAAGUGCGAGGAGGCGGAUAGCUUCUACCGGCAGCAGCUGAGGCGCCAGAAGAUCAAAGGGGCCGCCGGCGGAAGGGAGGCGAGUGCCGCCGGAGCUGGCGGGGAUCAGGCGAAGAGCAGCGGCUGCAGCAGCGGCAGUGGCAGCGGAAGUGGCAGCAGCAGCGGCAGCGGCAGCAGCUCCACCAGCAGCAGCUCCUCCUCCGACGAGGACGAGGACGAGCCGGACAACGAGAACGGCCGGGAGGAGGAGGAGGAGGAGGGCGGCGAGUCCAACAAACGGCUGCAGAACGGACACGGACAUGGCCAGGUGAUGGUCAACGGGCAUCGCAAUGGCAACAAGUCCGAGGAGGAGGAGGACGACGACGAGGAGGACGAGGAGCAGGAGCAGGGGCAGGAUCAGGAGCAAGAUCGGGAGCAUGGUCAGCGCAAUGGGAACCUGCAGCAGCCUGUCGAUGAGGAUGAGGAGGAGGAGGAGGAGGAUGUGGAGGAGGUUACCCCCCAUCAUCAUCAUCAUCAUCCCCUCCUGCACGGCAACGACGACGAUGGCGAGAUAACCGUCCACGGUGUCCAUCCCAAGGAGCCCUUCGACUUCAACUCGAUCCGCCUGAUGCAGGAGUACAUGCAGCAGCAGAUGAACAAGUUCCCCAACGGCACCGGCACCGGUCCACCCGUGGAGCUGGAUCUGGAGGAUCAGGACGAUGACGACGAGGAGAUGUCCCUGCCACUGAUACCCGAAAUAGAGCUGAUCACCCCGGGCGAUGAACCGCCACCGGAUGUAACUGAUCCCUCACUUCUGGUCAAUGGGUCAUCUGGGGGAGUGGUCUUGCCCCCCGGGAUGGGUGGCGCCGGCACUGGUGGUGGCAUUCUGCCAUCUGGCAUGCAGGGACUACAUCCAGGAGCCGGCUUCCAGUGUCCGCACUGCUAUCAGAUCUUCGAGAUGAAGCAGAUCCUCAAGGCGCACAUGCAAAGUGUCCAUGGGGCGCCGGGUCCGGUCUACGAGUGCAGCAACUGCCGGAAGACCUACUUCUACAAGCGAUUCCUCGAGAAGCACAUCCGACGUGGUCGUUGUGUCAAGAAGCGUCGCAACCAGACUCGUCCCAUGCAGUGCUCGGACUGCCAUGUCCUCUUCCCCACGGGCCAUCACCUGGGCUGGCACAAGCGCACCGGCUGCCCCUCCAAGGCGGCCAAGAUGCCCCUGCAGCAGCUCUUUAAACAAAAUAUUGUCCAGUUUAAUAAUUUCCCGAAAAGGAUGGCCGCUGGAACUGCCAGGAAGCCCAUAGUUACGGAUAUGCUCAUCCAGAAUCGCAAACUCGGCCUGGCCAACAAGAGGAAGGGACGCACUCGCAUCAAGCUGGACGCCAAGAAGAUCGCCCUGGCCAAGCAGCUGAUCCUCCGCGAGGCCACCACCACGGUGAUCGCCAAUGAGCUGAAUAUAUCCCGGACUUUCGCCUGGCGCCUUCGCAAGAGUCUCGUCAAUGGAGUCAGUCUCCAUGAGCGGGUGGUGGACCAAUCCCAGGAGGAUCAACAACAGCAGCAGCAGCAGCAUCUGCAACAGAUGCAACACCAACAGCAGCUGCAACAUGAACAGCCGGAGGUGCCGCCACAUCUGAGCCUGCCAUAUGGCCACUUGGGCCUGGGCGUCAUCAAGGAGGAGCAGCAGGACAGCGACGAUGAGGAGCAGCAGCAGCAGCAGCAGCAGCAGCUGCAUCACCACCAGCAACAGCAUCCCCAUCUGCAGCACCAUCACCUGGGCCUGGUGGACGAGUGCGGGGCGGAGGAGAUCGGAGCCGAGGAGACGGCCGGCUACAUGGGGGAUGAGGAUGCCGUUUCCGGCCUGCUCCACAAUGGCUAUGACCCUGAUCCGGACUCGGAUCCCGUCGAGAACGAUCCCUUCGAGGGCGCCGAGGCGGCGGAGGGCCGGACCGGUUCGGCAUCACCGCCGGCCACCUCGAUCCAAGGGCCGCCGGUGCCGGUCCAGGUUCGCAACGACGUGGAGGUCUACAAGCGUCUGCUGGCCGAGUCCCAGCACUUUCCACACAUCGUCAAUGCCCAGCAGCUCCAGUUGCAGCAACAGCAGCAGCAGCAGCAGCAGAGGGAGCAGCAGCGGGAGCAGAGGGAGCGGGAGAGGGAACGGGAACGGGAGAGGGAGCAGUUGCAGCUCCAGAAGCAUCAGCAGAAGGCCCAUAAUGGUGGCAUGCCGAUGCUGACGCGUUAUCCUCCCACGGUUAUGCACGCCCUGCCCGUCAAUCUGUCCCUGCGUUCCAUGCCCCACAUGACCAGCAACGAGAGCAAUGGGAGCUCCAGCAGCAAUGCGGCAGCCAACUCGGCAGCUCCGGCCAAUGCCGCCGCCACUCCAACUGGAAAGAAGCCGCGCAAGCCGAACGUCUUCAUCGAUGAUGAGAAAUAUGCGAUGGCCAAGCUGCUGGUGGCCCAGAACUCCUCCACGAUGGAGAUAGCCAGGGCAUUGAACGUCUCCCAGAUGACGGCCUGGAAGGUGCGAGAUGCCAUUCUCAAGGGAGUCCCUCUAUCCUAUCGGAACAAGCGAUCCGAGGGACGUCAUUCCGAGGAUCUAAAUACUAAGGAGCAGCAGCAGCAGCAGCAGCAACAGCAGCAGCAACAGCAGCAGCAGCAACAGCAACAGAAGCAACAUCAUCGCCAGCAACAACAGUAUCAGCAGGAGUUGCAGCAGCAACAGGAGCUGCAACAGCAACAGCAGGAGCUGCAACAGCGUCAGCAGCAACUGGAGCAAAUUGAGCUAAUGAAGCAGCAACGUCAGCAGCAGGAGAUCCUCAUGCAACAGCAACAUACAUCACACUAUCAGCAACAGCAGCAACAGCAACAGCAGCAGCAACAGCAACAGCAACAGCAGCAGCAGCAGCAACAGGGUCCACAGAAGCUGUUGCAUCCACGUCGCCGCCUGAAGGCCGCCGAACGGGAGCUGCGGGACAAGGAGAUUACCCGGGAAAUACUCGAGCUGAUCAAGGAGGACAGCAACAUCCAGUACUGGAAGGUGUCGGCCCGCCUGGCCGAGAAGGGCAUCAACAUAUCGCCCUCCUCCGUCUGCCAGAAACUCAAAUCGAUGGGGAUCCACCGCCGCUGGAAGCCGGGGGAUAAGCCACCCAUGCUGGCCAUCAGUCAGUUGAAAGCGGCCACUGUGGCAGCGGCGGCGGCGGCGGCGGCAGCUGGACUGGCUGUUGGGGCAGCUACCGGACCAGCUACCGGUGGAGGUAACCCUGCCGGCAGUAGUGGAGGAGGAGGAGGAGGAGGAGCUGGAGCUGGAGGAGUACCAGCCGGGUUUGGACUGCCUGAUGAUGGCUACGACCAGCAGCAGUUCGAUAUGAGUGGGCAGCACUUUCUCAGUGCCUUUACGCGCUAGGAGACUGGUCUUCUGGGAUUAGAAGAAUGGGUCAGCCACGAAUAUAGGUCUAAAGGGAGGAGGAGCAAGAGAAGAGGAGGAGCAAGGAGAAUCCUAGGGCGGAAAGUAAACUUUCAAAAACUUUCCCUCCCGAAAUUAUAAAUAUUUCUUUUAGGAUCUAAGUAGUUGAGAACAUGCUAGAACAUGUCCGGAAGACAUGCUGGAACAGGCAUGGAACAAAAAAAAUUAUAGUCGAAAUUAGAGAAGAAAGAAGGAGAAGAGAGAAAGAAGAAAGAAAAAGAAAAGAAAACAUCACAUUCUUCACAUCGAAAUGGAAAGAAAUCUAAGGCCUAAGUCACUUUUAUUAAAAAAAACUUUAAUUUAAAGUUUAAAAAUAAAAAAACAAAAACAAUUAAGUGAGAUAAAGAUUUAGAGAAAUGUCUUAAUGAAAUAUAUUAAUUAUUUAAAAUUUAUUAUUAAAAAUUUAUUAUUUAAAAUGAAUUAUGAGAAUUAUAUAGUUUAUUUUCCGCUGCCUAGGAUUACAGGUUAUUUUUUUAUUAUUAUUUUUAUUAUUAUUAUUUUUAUUAUUAUUAUUAUUACACUGCAAGAAAAAAAUAGCCUAUAUUUUUUGUUUUAUUUUUUUUUUUUUGGAAAGAAAGUAUUUGAAAGACAGCGGAGAUUGAAAUGUAUUUGUAUUUGUAAUGAGAUAUAUAUAUAUUUAUAUAUAUUUAUGGAAUAGAUAUAUAUAUCCGAUAUGCUAAGCAUUCCUAGAAUGUCACACACACACACACAUUCGCACACACACACCGCAAGAGAGUCCUUCGGGCAGCUUCCUUUUCCUCUUCUUCCCAUCACAUCCGCCCAAAAACAAAAAAAAAAUAUAAAAUUUUAAUUUUAAUUAAUUUACUUACACACACACACACACACACAAACAUACAUAUAUAUAUUUAUUGAUCGCCUGUCCACGUGUGUGUGUGUUGGAAUAUUUUUAUGCAAAACAUUACGUUUUUUUUCCCUGUGUAUUUAUUUAUUUUAUUACUCACACAUACGCACACACAGGCGCAUGCUAGUGUAUUCCGUACUGAGAACAUUAAUUUAGUUUAAUUAAUUAACAAAAAAAUUAAAAAAAUAUUCAAAAAACAAAGCAACAAACAAAUAACAAUCAGAAGAACAAAGCAAAAGAAAACAAAAAUAGAUAGAGAGAGAAAGAGAGUUAGCAACAUAAGUGCAAUUAUCAAGCAAACAAACAAAUAAAAAAUAAACAAAACAACAAACAAAUAAGCAAAAACAAACAAAAAAGAAAAUAAAAAUAGAAACACAAGAAAGAGCGGGAAGAGAAGAGCGAAGAGAAUGCCUUAGCCAGGAAUUGAGUAAUUCUUCCCAAGAAUUUCCAUUUUAUUUUCUUCAGACUCCAGUUCGAAACAAAGAAAAGAAAAGAAAAGAAAACUCCAUCCUACCAACCACUCCUCCCCCAUCCCGCCCCCGAAAAGAUUGUAGCCAAAUGUUAGUAAAAAAUUAAAAAUAAAAAAUAAUUAAAAAAAAAGAAAAGAAAAGCCAGAACAAAAGCAAAAAAAGGCAAAAAGAAAGACAAGUGUUUUUGAAGAGGACUCAUAACUGUAUUUAUUUACAGGCAACUUUUAGCUAUAAACUAAAAUAUUACAAAAAAUAAUAUAUAUAUUUAAAAAAAAUAUAUAAUUAUUUUAAUUUGAUUAUGAUUUUUUAUUUUUGUUGUUGCAGAUAAAGAAUUAAAGGCAUUAGUCUGCGAUUUUUUAUUUUUUUUUUAGCUUUUAAGAGCGAACUAGAAUGAGAUAGUAUUUUUUUUUUAAUAUUAUAAUUAUUAUAAUGAUUAUUAAAAUUAUAAUUAUUGAUUAAAUAAUUAUUAUUAUUAUUAGAAUUAUUAUUUUAUAUGAAUAUUUUUGUACAAUUUGAAAUUGUAACUGCUUUUUGUCCAAGCCAGCAACAGAAAAAAAAUAGCAUUCAAGCAACCAAUUACUAAAUGAUUCCCUCCUCCAACAAACACAAAAAAAAAACAAACACAACAAACACCCACAUACACACACACACACACACACACACACCACUAAGCGCAAGCGGGCUAACGAACUGUGCAUAGUAUUUUCUAUAUAAAUUAUAAAUAAAUAAAAAAAAAUAAAAAUAAAUAUAUAUUCAUUAUCCAUAAACUAUAUGUAACAAGCAACAUAAACAAAACAUUAUAAACAAAAAAAACAUUGAAAUUUUAAAA